Bacillus rossius redtenbacheri is the source of this 2386-nucleotide messenger RNA. Its product is annotated as DNA damage-regulated autophagy modulator protein 2-like. The transcript is spliced from 6 exons. Lineage: Eukaryota; Metazoa; Arthropoda; Insecta; Phasmatodea; Bacillidae. The record is from RefSeq and is a predicted model, not a curated record. Bases 339 to 1082 code for a protein of 247 amino acids.
AACAUGUUCAAAGAUAACUUUACACAGUACAGCUAUUUUUAUGGCCAAGACUGGUGUGCUUCAAAGAACACAUAAGAAAGUUGCUAGGCUGUAUGGUAAAUGUGAGUAGUAAUAGUAGUGUGAAUUUCCUGAUAAUAGGAACAUACUGUUGUGUUUCUGACAUCCUGAAUUUUAACAUUUCUUGAUUCAAGAAAUGAUCAUAAUGUGAAGUGAGUGUGAAAAUCAUAAUUGUUACCACAGUCAAACCUUGUGGUAGUUGAUAACGAUCCUAGUAAUCAAGUAAAACAAAUUUACUGUAAGGAUUUUAAUCAAGCUUAAAGAGCCUAUUGCAAGUAGGAAUGGCGUACCACUGCCUGCACUGGUUCCCCCUGGCCUUGGUCGUCUUGCUGCCUCUGACGUUCGUCAUCACGUACACCUGGUCAGUGCUAUUGGGUGAUGUUGUCCCAGGCUUCCCGUACAUCAGCGACACUGGUACCAACCCUCCAGUCAGCUGUGUCUUUUCACAAUUGCUCAAUGUGGCAGCUGUACUUCUGGGCGUGUGCAUAUACCUGCGCUACCGCCAAGUGGCAGAGCUGAUCGGGGCCAGCGAACGGCAGCAGAGGUCUGCAACCACGAUCAACGCGGUGACCGGGUGCCUCGGGGCAGCAGCCAGCGCGGGGCUGUCCCUCGUCGCCAACUUCCAGGAGUCCAACGUGGGGGUCGUGCACGCCAUAGGCGCUGACGUGACCUUCAUCGGCGGUGCCCUCUACUUCUGCCUGCAGACGUGGUUAUCGUACAGCCUGAGGUCUGCUGUGGUUGGUCGAUUCACCCUGUACCUGCAGGGCUGCAUGUCCUGCCUGUGUAUUCUGUGCGCCGCCACAACCAUUGCCUCUGGUAGCGUUGCCAGGAGCCAGUUCCACGGCGUGGCGACCAUCAAGUGGGGCCCGGACGACGGGGGCUGGGGACCACACCUCCUCAGCACGAUCAGCGAGUGGCUGCUCGCCGUUCUGUUUGCGUCGUUCUUCGUCUCGUACGUGCGCGAGUUCAGCUACUUGAGCAUGGAGCCUCCGCAGUUCCAGCUGCACUUCAAGUCAGCGUCAUGAUGCGUACGGGAGCGGCGCUCAGUAACGUCAGCUAUCUCAACGUGCAGCAUGUUAGCUACUUACUCGUUAAAGAGAACGCCUUAAAAAGCAAUUUUUUGUGGAUUAAAGUUGCCGUAGCCAAACUCAGACCAAAUCCUUAACAUUUUUCAAGAAAAAAAUUGGUUAGAUACUACACUGUCUCUCAUCUUUGAUUUGCAGUGUGCAUUUUUGAUGGGCAGUUACUCUUUUCCCAGUGCACAAUAUCUGCUAUUAGUGCUGUCCUUGUUUUGGUGUGCUCUGCUGCCAGAUGUAUCCAAAGAGCACAAAAUUUUUAUACACGACUAUAAUGUAAUGAAAAAUUUUUUUUAAUGCACAUAAAAAAUUUGGAAUAACAAUUUUGUAAAUUUAUUUCAUCUGAUAAUAUCCAGUUCUCACUUUUGAGAAAAUGUAACUGAUGACACCAUUUUGGUUUCAACGGUCUAUAUCAUCAAUAUAUUUUAGUUUAAUUUGAUAUUAUAUAUUUUGUUUCUGUUUGUCCACAGCACAUAGUUAAUGGAAAGCCUUGUUAUCAACAGUGAUCGACAGCUACAAACUUGUUUAUUCUGUAAUAUUCAGUGUCAAAAGACACUAUUUUAUGGUCGUAGAAAAAUCAACAAAUAGUAAAAUUUCAAAAUAAGCAAAAUAAGAAUUUUUAUGAUAACAACUCAAGUAGUAUAAAUCUGGCAACGGUGGGCACCACUUGCUCUGAACUCCAAUCCAAGCAUGAGUCCGACUAUAGUUAUAGGUACUGUAAAAGAACAAAGAGUGAAGCAUGUUUGUGAAUUUGCAGUGAUAUUUACUUAAGCAUCAUGCUUAAUAUGUCCAUAUUUCUAAUAUUAAAAUGUGUAUUAUAACUCUUCUAAAUAAAAUGUUAUUUGUAAGCUUUUCAUUAGCAGAUUUACCCAAAUAAGGCUAGCUGACACAGCUUUCUGUGAAUUGCUCACCGACACAGCUUUCUGUGAAUUGCUCACCAUGUAUGGACCACAAUCUAGUGCUCAAGAACUGGUAAGUAGUGAGUAUAGUCACAAGUGAUACUGUAAUAUCCUUCACCUUGAACAGAACUUAUUUAUAAAAGAACUAUGCAAUUAGCAUUUUGUAAGGUGUCAACCAGGCUCUAUUUUAGUGGGAAUUUAUUUAUGCUUUUGGGGACAGGAAUGAAUGACAGUUCACAGUUAAUUUAAAGUGUUCAUAUUUACUGGUUUCCAUUACUAUAUCCUUUUAUAUAAAAGUUCACAUAAAAUUUUAUUUCCAGCCCAUUAAUAUUUAUAAAUUUAUUUAAGAGUAAU